AUGUCCCAUACCCUGGGUCUGGAUCAAAUUUGGAGCUGGAAUGCUGAAGUCCCGGAGACUGUCCCGGGCUGCGUGCAUGAUUUGAUUGCAACUCUUGCCGUCCAUCAUCCAGAUGCCUUGGCUGUAUGCGCCUGGGAUGGCGAUUUAACGUAUUCUCAGCUUAAUACGCUGUCUCGCCGGGUGGCCCAACGCCUGAUUGCUUUGCAGAUUCCCCGCCAGUCUAGCAUUCCCUUGCUAUUUUCCAAGUCGCGAUGGACCUGCGUGGCAAUGUUGGCCAUCAUCCAGGCAGGUUGUGCUGCCGUUGCGCUGGAUGCCACGCAGCCAGAUACAAGGCUGCGAUUGAUUGUGCAACAAACACAACCGAAAGUGAUCAUUUCGUCACCGGUGCAUACCACGAGAGCAUCUGGACUGGCGGACGCUUUCAUCCUGCAGCUGGAUGAUGCCUUCUUUGACAACGAGAUUGGGGAGCUAACUGACGGACUCCCGCUCGCUUGCCCAUCUGAUAUAGUUUAUAUCUCCUUUACAUCAGGAACAACCGGUCAACCCAAGGGUGCAUGCAUCAGCCAUGCGAACGUGCGUAGUGCCGUCCACCACCAAGGCAAGAAGUUGGGGUUUGAUUCAAGAUCGCGGGUUUUUGACUUUGCCCCCUAUUCAUUCGACGUCGCAUGGAGUAACUUUCUGCACACCCUCUGCGCGGGAGGGUGUAUUUGCAUUGCGCACGAGAAAGAUAUGCUGAAUGAUCUGUCCGCCGCCAUCACUUCAUUUAGGGCUACAUUGAUUAAUGUGACGCCUACUGUUUUACGGACUAUAAAUCCCAUUCCACCUACGCUCGAAACGGUUCUGUUGAGUGGAGAGAUGCCGUACCGAGACAACAUCACUCGCUGGGCUGACAAAGUAAAAUUGCUAAAUACCUAUGGCCCAACGGAAUGUACAUUUAAAUGUGCCUUUUCUCUGCUUAGUUCACAUCUCGAAGGUCGCCCAGAUAUCGGCAGGGGAGUUGGUCACUGCACCUGGAUUGUCGAUGUCAAUGACAGCAACGAGUUGGCUGCCCCAGGGGCGACAGGAGAGCUGUUCCUAGAAGGGCCUUUAGUCGGUCAGGGGUAUCUAUUUGACCCUCAAAAGAGUGCUGAUGCAUUUAUCAAUGACCCUCCAUGGCUCCUAGCAGGACAUAACAACGUUCCUGGUCGACCAGGGAGACUUUACAGAACAGGGGAUUUGGUCAAAUACAAACCAGAUGGGCGGCUAAUGUUCAUGGGUCGCAAAGAUGCCGCACAACUUAAAAUUCGUGGUCAACGAGUGGAAAUUGGUGAUAUUGAGCAUCACGUCCGCGCCUGUCUAGACGAAGAUCUCUCCGUGAUUGCAGACGUGGUUAUGCCGCGUGGGUCCGACACGUUAUCAUUAGCUCUGUUUGUUCAGGCGCAAUCAGAUGAUAGAGAACGGGUUAAGCGCCAAAUGGACCGCUUGGAAGGAAAAUUACGUGAGAUUUUACCUUCCUUUAUGAUACCUACCGUGUAUCUCCCGGUCGAUGUCAUCCCGGUGGCCCUAACUGGCAAGGCCGACAGACGACGACUACGGGAGAUGGGCAAUGCUUUGGACUGGAAGCAAAUCGUCGAGCUCCAAUCGACCAUCGUAUCCCCUGUCGAGUAUCGCGAGCCGAAAACGGAUGCGGAAAGGCAGCUGCGGCACAUCUGGGCACAGGUUUUAAAGCUGGAGGUCAAUCGAAUCAGCACAGGUGAUAGCUUUCUGCGCUUGGGUGGAGACUCGAUUACCGCCAUGUAUCUGGUUGCACAAGCGCGGAACGAAGGGCUUUCUUUAACGGUUGCAGAUGUGUUCACAUUUCCAAUUCUAAAUGAAUUAGCAACCAAAGUCGAAAAGGUGGUGCAGGCCGAGGUUGUGGUUCCGUUUUCCCUGCUGACCGGGAAGAGAGGCAAGAGGAGCUUGUGUGAAACGGCUGCCACGCUGUGCGGAGUAGGGGCCGGCGAGAUUGAGGAUAUUUAUCCAUGCACUGCACUACAGCAAGGGAUGUUAGCCAUCAGUGCGAGAGGUGUUAGCGCCGACUAUACAUCACGCACCGUCUUUGACCUGCCAGAGGACACUAAUAUGAGGCAGCUGGAGAGGGCCUGGACAAGUACCGUUGAAGCAACACCUAUUCUGCGCACUAGGAUUGUCGAGCUACCGGGAGAAGGUCUUGUUCAGGUUGUCGUGAAGACCCCAGUGACAUUGCUUCGAUAUGAGUAUAUCCGCGACAUUAUGGCCACCAGCUCUCAGACUUCAUAUUUAGGGAGACCACUGUGUCGGGCCGGGGUAAUUGAAAAUGAAACUCCACGUCUAUCAUUGGAAAUUCAUCACUCGAUAUACGAUGGAUGGACCACAAUGCUCAUUUUGGAUACUCUUGAAAUGGCAUACCGGGCGACUCAAGCUUUCUCAGCGCCCCUUUCGUUCCAGCCAUUUGUCAAGCAUGUAAUGGCCAUGGAUACCGUAAAGGCCCGGGAGUUUUGGCGUAAUCAGCUCAGUGGGACCGAUGCAACUGUUUUUCCGCCUUCUAAAUAUUCUCCAAGGAAAAAGCUCGAUUUCAACCAUGUUAUUAGUGGGUUGCAAUGGCCCCGUACCGGCACUACUCCAUCUUCGGUGGUGCGGUCUGCACUCGCGAUAUUGCUAGCAUCGCUCACAAAUACAGACGACGUAAAGUACGGAGCUACCGUCAGUGGCCGACAGGCCCCUGUCCCAGAUAUAGAACGUAUCGCGGGACCAACCAUUGCCACAGUUCCUGUGCGGGUGAAGUUAAACUGGGAUCAGACGGUCGAAGGUCUGCUGCAGCAAGUUCAAAGGCAGAUGGUAGAAACGACGGAAUAUGAGCAGUUCGGCUUACAGCAUAUGCAGCGGAUCGAUGAGGACAUUGAGGCAGCCGCCCACUUUGAGCUGCUAUUGGUCGUCCAGCCAGCGCACCAUGGACGGAGUCAGAAACCUGGCGGUCUUUUCUCCCGGGCACAUCCUGUGUCGAUACCAGAUAUUUCAGAAGCGCACAGCCAAGGGCAUCCCGUAUUAGUGGCUAAGGAUGAGAGUGACAGUAUGGGGAGCUACAAUCCUUAUGCGAUGAUGAUUAUAUGUCAGCUGGAAGAAUCUGGUGCAGAGCUCAAGAUCAACUUCGAUUCCGGGGCUAUUGAAGAAGACGACGUGCAGAGGCUGGCCCGGCAGUUUGAGUAUCUACUGCGACAAAUGUGCUCAGAGAAGGUUGGCCAAUCUAAACUAAGAGAUCUCAGCCCUUUGACCAGCCAGGAUGUUGGUGACAUCUGGGAAUGGAACCGAGAUCUGCCACCUGCCGCUACUGAGUGUGUAACGUCCCUAAUUGCGCAGCGAGCUGAUACCCAACCGGGGGAAAUCGCCAUAUGCGCAUGGGAUAACGAGCUCACAUACCGACAGCUGCAGGAAAAGUCGAUUGCUCUUGCGUGCCGAAUGCGAGAGCAUGGGGUUACCCCCGGAUCUAUCGUUGUGCUGAGCUUCGAAAAGUCCUCCUGGUUGGUUAUCACCAUGAUCGCUGUUCUUCAACUUGGAUGCAUCGCGUUGCCUGUUUCUGCGCCGACUCCAGGUCAACGAGCCAGCCAGAUUGUCAAUGUUUUGCAGCCAACACUUGUCAUAACAUCGACCGCAUCCCACUUAUGUUCCUUUACUGGCAUGGCACCUGUUGCUACCAAUGAUGAGCUGAUGGAAAUUCACGUUGAAGAUAGUCCAGGUCUGCCGUUACCACAGAUCCAUUCCUCUGAUCCUGCACUUCUACUCUUUACAUCUGGUUCUACUGGAACGCCAAAGCCUAUCCAAUGGAGCCAUGGGACGCUAUCAAGCAACAUUACGGCGGUGCAAAAAUGCUUUGGAAUUGAUUCUAACAGCAGGGUUUUCCAAUUUGCAGGAUACGAUUUUGAUGUCAGCACCGUAGAAACGCUUUCGGUCCUCGCCGCAGGUGGUUGUGUUUGCAUCGCAUCUGAAUCCGAACGAACAAAUCGACUGGCUGAAAGCGUCAUUUACUACAAUGCGAACUGGAUUUGUUUGACACCAUCCGUUGCUGAAUCGAUUGCGCCCAAGGACGUACCGUCGUUAAAGACGAUUGCCUUUGCUGGUGAGAAGCUGCAACAGAGAACGGCUUCCCAAUGGUCUGAGUAUGUGAACAUCGUGUACAAUUGGUAUGGGCCAGCUGAGGCGUGCGUAGCCACUUCAUAUAAAUUUGAUCCCAACAAGUGGCAGUCAGGAAUCAUUGGAAAAGGUCAGGCAGCCUGUACCUGGCUAGUCGACCCCAAAAAUCCUAACAUUCUUGCUCCGGUCGGGGCAAUCGCAGAGCUAUGCAUCGAGGGUCCGAUCGUCGCCAGCUAUACAGGGAGCUGUGGUGCUGCCCUGAAUGAAAAACAAUUCAUUUCUCCUUCCUGGUUGCAACAGGGCCAUUGGAAGGUACCGGGCCGAGAUGGAACACUAUAUCGAACGGGGGACCUCGUCAAAUAUACCUCUGAUGGCUCCCUUCUGUUUCUGGGUCGAGCCCAGGAUUCACAACGCAAGCUUCGAGGACAACGCAUUGACCUUGAGGACAUCGAGCGUUUAGUUCAGGGGUUUCUCAAUGGACGCAAUAAUGUCAAAACUGUCGCAGAGAUCUUUACUCCAUCACUCAGCGACAAGGACAACCUGGCUCUCUUCUUUAGCUACCGCGAUAUGGGAAGCAAACCCACGUUGCCGGUCGACGAACUUGAAGCGUAUCUAGUGACAGUGCUGCCGUCUUAUAUGAUUCCGAAGCUGUACAUCCCCAUUGCCACGAUCCCCAUCGGCAAGACGGGAAAGACGGAUCGCCGACGUCUGCGUCAAAUCGGUAGCUCGUUCACUAUAGGACGGCUGGCGGCAAUGCAGCCAUCCCGGAAGAAGGCAAGGGAGCCCUCCAGCGAGAAUGAGAAGAGGCUUCAACGACUGUGGGCAGAGGUUCUUGGUGUCACCGUCGACUCGAUCUACGCAACAGACAAUUUUCUCCGUCUGGGGGGUGAUUCUAUCAUGGCGAUGCGCCUCGUUGCCCUGGCCCGCAACAAUGGAUCUGUGCUUACCGUUUCAGACAUUUUUGAGGCCCCCGUGCUGGAGAGUAUGUCGGAGCGACUUGGAAGAGGAAGUAGCUGUACCGAAGAGGUUCCUCCAUUUUCUCUUUUGAACUCACGGGUUGGCAAAGAGGAUAGCCGCAGGUAUGCUGCUCACCGCUGUGGGAUACCGGAGGAACAUGUCCUCGACAUCUAUCCCUGUACCCCUCUCCAAGAAGGUCUUCUGGCAUUAGGCGCAAAGAAUCAUGGCCAAUAUAUAUCGCGGAGUGUGCUUGAAAUUCAAGCCACUGUUGACCCAGACCGACUAAGACAAGCGUGGCUAUCCACUGUGCAGAAGUUACCCAUCCUUAGAACGUGUAUAAUUGACCUCCCUGACCAAGGGCUCGUUCAGGUCUUACUUGAAAACGCCCCGUGGCGUUUUGGCACUGACAUAGAUACGUAUGUGCGAGACGAUGAACAAGAGCCGAUGGGGAUGGGAAUGCAACUUUGUCGUGCUGCCAUCGUGGAAGGUAGCUUUAUUCUCACUAUUCACCAUUGUACCUACGACGGCGCUACCCUGAAGAUGAUCCUGGAUGAACUUGAACAUCAGUACCUUGGACAAUGUCACGCAGAAUUUACACCAUUUCGCAACUUUAUCAAAUAUUUGCAAAAGACGGACCCCAAAGACAGCACAGAAUUCUGGAGAGCUCAGCUUUCUAACGCUGAGCUUCAACAGUUUCCGGUCCUUCCCUCCUCAACCUACAUCCCACAGGCCAAUGAGGAGAUAAAUCACUCAAUUUCAGUCGACUGGCCGCGUGCCGGAAUGACGCCAUCAACCAUCCUCCGUGCAGCGUGGGCUAUCCUCGAAGCGCAGUAUGUGGCCUCGAACAAUGUGGUAUUUGGAGUCACAACAAGUGGGCGACAAGCGAAUAUGGCUGGUAUCGAACGCUGCAGUGGUCCAACAAUUGCGACAGUACCUAUUGCAAUCUCUAUCGAUUGGGGCCAGAAAAUCCAGACAUUCUUGGGCCUAAUACAGCAGCAAAGCAUCAAUAUGAUACCUCAUGAGCAGUACGGACUGCAAAAUAUUCAGCGAACGGUAGAGACUAUCGACUCUGCGUUAUUCCAGACUUUGCUAGUGAUUCAGCCGGUAGCCGAAGGAAAGAGCCUACAGGAUGACAGUUUGCUAUUUAAAGCACGACGUUUCUCAUCGAAUCUUGACACUCGGGGAACUGAUCCAUUCAAUGUGUAUCCGUUGAUGUUGAUUUGCGAGCUUACCGGGUCAGGGGUGAAAUUGCACAUCAGCUUUGACAAUAAGAUUCUCGAUCGUAGGCAGAUUUAUCGCAUCGCCUGUCAAUUCGAGACGGUCCUUCGACAGCUAUGCACCGCAGACCCAGAAGCCACAAAACUUGAAGAUGUUCAAACGGCAUCUGACUUCGAUAUCGCUCGAUUUUGGGAGAAAGGUUCCAAGGACCUGGUAGAGCCUCAGACAUCAGUAUCCGAAAAGAUUUCUUUCGUUGCAGACAAACAACCCGAUUCGAUCGCAAUCGAUGCCUGGGAUGGUCAGCUAUCCUACAAACAAUUUGACGAGCUGUCGACAGACUUCGCCUACAAGUUGCUUGACCUGGGUGUCUCCAAAGGGUCAACAGUCGCUCUAAGCAUGGAAAAGUCUAAGUGGGUUCCGACUAUGCAGCUCGCUAUCCUGAAAUCUGGCGCUGUCUGUUUGCUACAAUCUGUCGCCGUGCCAGAACAUCGUGUGGGCACCGUCUUCAAAAGCCUCGACGUAGUCAUUGCCGUGGCUUCACCAUCACGGGUUGACUUGGUAAAACAGUUUUCGAAAUGCUUCACUAUCGAGGAGGUACAGGAGACACCUAUCUCAUAUAACCCACUACCUUCUCCGAGAAUGACUGACCUCGCCAUUGUCUUGGUAUCUUCUGGCAGUACUGGAGAACCCAAGCAGAUUCUUUGGGAUCAUCGAACGCUGAGUGCAAACAUUCAGGGCGCUGGUGAGGUAUUUGCCAUGAGCUCGUUGUCUCGUUUGUUCCAGUUCGCGUCGUACGAUUUUGACGUUGCGACGGUGGAAACGCUGUCCACUCUGGCUUACGGGGGCUGUCUUUGUAUUCCUUCUGAAUCUGAACGGCUUAGUGACAUGGCCAGGGCGAUCAACCGGUUUGAAUCCAAUGUGCUCCACUGCACCCCGUCAACCGGAAGACUCCUUAGCCCUGAAGCAGUACCCACUUUGUCGACGCUCAUCCAAGCUGGGGAGAAGUUGACCGAAGAAGACGUGAGAAGGUGGAACGGCAAGUGCCGUGUUAUCAAUUGGUAUGGACCGGCUGAAUGCAGUUUAGCUGCAGUUUCCCCUGCCACUCUGCCCUCAUGGUACACGGGCGUAAUUGCGGGCCCUUCGGAAGAAGUUGAAUGUCAAUAUCUCCCUCGUCGCUGGCUAGUUGACCCGCACAAUUAUCAUCGUCUAGUGCCAUUUGGUGCUACUGGAGAGAUCGCUCUCGAGGGACCAGCAUGUGCAGUGGCUUAUAUUGGGAACCCAAGAUUGACCGAGAUGGCGUUUUGCAAGAACCCAAGGUUUCUCUCCCUUAGCCAGAAUGGAAACGAAAGAAAGCGAACAAGUCGGAUCUACCGAACGGGCGAUUUAGCUCGAUACGACAGCAACGGCAACCUGAUAUUCAUUGGACGCAAAGAUUCACAGCUCAAGAUACGAGGCCAGUUAGUUGCCCCGGAAGAGGUUGAACAUCAUAUUCGGCAAUGUGUGGACGUAGCGGAGUUACCAGUCGUCGUUGAUGGCAUAAUCGAGAGGGAUACUAGCCACCUCACAUUAGUGGCCUUCAUUGUGGCAGGAGACGUAGCCUCCAUCACAAAUGGUCUGAAUGAAAAACUCCAAAGGUCACUCCCUCGUUAUGCAAUUCCAUCUUACUACAUUCCCGUCCGGGGUAUUCCCACUGGCCCAACCGGUAAGGUCGAUCGCAAGACACUGCGGAAGAUUGGUUCUGCGUUCACAACGCAGUUGCAAUUCAAUGUUCAACAGAGAAAGCCCACAACUCCAGCAGAGGUCAAAUUACAGAACUUGUGGGCGGUUGCUUUGGGGAUUGAAAUGGGCAAGAUUUCUGCGAACGAUAGCUUCCUCCGGCUUGGUAACUCGAUUGAAGCAAUGCGUUUUGUUGGGCUCGCCCGUGAUCAAGGAAUACUCUUGACGGUGGCCCAGGUCUUUGAGAGGCCCAUACUAGCCGAUAUGGCUACUAUUAUUCAGAGCACGACGAAUGCCAAUGAUGGGCAGGUUGACCCCUUUACUCUGUUGGACAAAUCUGUAGAUAUUCAACUGGCCCGACAACAAGCCGCUACACUGUGUGGUAUCUCUGAAGAGAGCAUCGAAGACAUAUUCCCAUGCACACCACUGCAAGAAGGCCUCCUGUCAUUGACAACAAAGCGUGAUGGGGACUAUACUGGUCGAAACAUACUGGAACUUCGUUCUUCUGUCGACCCUGGCCGGUUUAAAGCCGCAUGGGAGCAGACAGUUGCGAGUAUUCCAAUUCUGCGAACGCGAAUUAUUGAUCUUCCCGGUCAAGGGUUGGUGCAGGUAGUAAUGGAAAAAACCAACAUGUGGACCGAGGCGGAAGGAGCUGAGGACUAUAUCGAAAAGGAAAAGCAGAUACCCAUUAGGUUGGGAUCACCUUUGAUGCGAUGCAGUUUAUUCGCGACAUCUCCAGGGCGAAACGAUCGUUUCUCUUUCGCGCUUACUAUGCACCACUCAAUAUACGAUGGUGUGAGCACAGGUUUAAUCCUGGAAACCCUGGAAUCGCUCUACCAUGAUACAAACCCUUGUGAAUUAAGCCCACUCCAGCCUCUUGUACAAUAUAUCAACCGACAGGAUAAGAAGGCCGAAUCCGACUUUUGGGCCUCGCAGUUUACCGGUCUCGAAGCAUCACAGUUUCCCGCGCUGCCACAUGCGGCCUACGAGCCUCAUCCGGAUUCGAAUUUGGAACACUCUAUUCGUGACAUCCGUUGGAGAACCGAUGACAUUACUCCGUCAGCGACAAUACGUCUAGCAUUCGCCACGCUCUGCUCUCGCUAUUCUCAUUCAUCCGACGUUGUGUUUGGGACUGUCGUCAACGGCCGCAGUGCACCAGUUCAAGGCAUUGAUAGAUUGGCCGCUCCCACCAUUGCCACUCUCCCAAUUCGCGUGAAGUUGGAUGGCCAUGAAAGUAUCCUAGCAAUGCUGAUUAGCUUACAACGUCAAGCAGCAGACAUGAUUUCAUAUGAGCAAAGCGGGCUGUCGAGGAUUCAAAAGAUCAACGAUGAAGCACGGCAGGCCUGUCGAUUUCAGUCCUUUCUUAUGAUUCAGCCACCUGAGACAAAGAUGGACGAGGGUGGUUUAUUCUCACCCCAACAGUCGUCCCCGGAAAGUGAGAGAGAUCGUUACCGUGGGUUCAACUCCUAUGCCUUCUCAGUGGGCUGCACACUGUUAGAAAAUGGAAUUCAACUGCAAUUUACAUUCGACUCAAAGGUGAUUGACCAUGCGACAGUGGGUACAAUGGCGCACCAUUUUGAGCAUCUCUUGCGGAAAGUAGCAUCCCAUGAGGUCGAUCAAGUUGCUGCCAACGAUCUCGAAAUGAUCACAACACAAGACUUGAGCCAGAUCUGGCAAUGGAACUCGCAGACAUACGAGAGCAUCAACCUGUGUAUUCAUGACCUUAUUGCAGAGAGGGCAGAGUUCCAACCGACAGGCACUGCUAUCUCAGCCUGGGAUGGAGAAUUGACAUAUCAAGCGCUCGACUACUUAUCGACCCAACUCGCCCAUGAGCUAGUAGAUCUGGGUGUUAGUCGAGAUCCCGCUCUGCCGGAAUCACGAGUCCAAACAAUCGUGCAACAAGUGAAGCCCACCCUAAUGCUGGCGUCACCCGCGAAUGAAUCACUUGGUUCCUCUAUGGUGGAUCAAGUUAUCGUAGUGAGCCAUGAUUCAAUGCGCUUGGUAUCUGAGAGAUGUGAAAGGACCACACCACUACCAUCUGUACAUCCAUCGGACCUGCUCUAUGCUGUGUUUACAAGUGGAAGCACUGGAACUCCCAAGGGUGUUCUCAUUCAGCAUCGCCACUUCUGCAGUGCCAUUUUCCAUCAGCAAUCGGUGUUCAGGCUUGGCCCCUCGACCAGAAUGUACGACUUUUCUGCACCCUCGUUUGAUGUGACCUAUGGAGCCGUUCUGCCUACUCUCGUAGCAGGAGGCACAGUGUGCAUACCUAGUGACGAAGAGAGAAAAAGCAAUUUGGCUGAGAGCUUGCGCCGCUUCAGAGCGACAGAUACACUAUUAACCCCAUCUAUAGCUCGCUGGCUUGACCCCAGUUGCAUCCCAACGCUACGAAAUAUAUAUCUCGGCGGGGAAGCCCCCACGCAUGAUGAUCUCGCGCUGUGGACUCCCCAUGUUACCACUGUCAAUUGCUAUGGCCCGGCGGAAUGCUCCGUUGGCACACUCUACUGGAAGGCUCCCAGCCCCAUCCCAUCCAAGAUUCCAAUUGGCAAAGGAUACGGUGUAUCAACAUGGGUUGUCGACCCACAAUCGAGCGAGCGCCUGUCGCCCCUUGGAACCGUCGGGGAGCUAUACCUUGAAGGUCCCCUGGUUGGACAGGGUUAUUUCAUGGAUGAGGAACAGACCGCCUCUGCGUUCAUUGAAAGCCCAUCUUGGCUGCAGAGGGGUGACCCCAGCGGUCGGGUUCCUGGCAGAGAUGGGCGGCUAUAUAGGACCGGUGACCUAGUCAAGUACGAUCCGGUUGAUGGGACAUUAGUUUUCAUCGGAAGGAAAAAUACCCAGGUCAAGCUCCGAGGGCAACGGAUAGAGCUGGGGGAAAUCGAGCAUCAUCUCCGACAAGUCCUCGCUGAUAUGUCCAUCGAGGCCUCUGUUACUGCGGAAGUGGUGACCCCAGAAGUGACCGGACGGGCUGCUCUUGUAGCCUUUAUCGAGUCGAACCCGGCAAGAAUUUCCAAGAUGUCGGACAAUCUGGAGAACAGAAUGGCAGCACGAGUGCCCACCUAUAUGGUUCCAGUCACAUUUGUCCCGAUCAAUCCAAUGCCAUUGGCUCCCAGUGGCAAGACAGAUCGCAGGCGUCUGCGAGAGAUUGGAUCACAAUUCACAUUGGAGCAGCUUGGUGGAGGACGGCGAGCAAACGGCACGUCUCCAUCUACAGAACAGGAGCGUUUGCUACAGAAAUGGUGGACAUCAGUGAUCGGAGUUCCAGCUGAUCAAAUUUCUAUCGAUAGUAGUUUUCUUCGACUUGGUGGCGACUCCAUUUCUGCAAUGCGUUUAGCCUCCUUAGCUCGCAGUCAAGGUAUUUCUUUGACUGUACAAAAGAUUUUAAAUCAGCCCCGUCUAUGCGAUAUGGUGAAGACAAUGGUUCCGUUGGAUCUAAAUCGAGAUGAUGCUGGCCAGGCCGGGGUCACCCCGUUCUUGCUUUUGAAGCAUCCAGAGGACAAGGAAGUUACCCUCGAUUAUAUCUCUCAGCAAUGCAAUAUCAGCAAGUCGGAGAUCCAGGAUGUAUUUCCCUGUACUGGAGUGCAAAAGUCCCUGUUAUCUAUGACGGCAAAGAGUGACACUUCGUACAUCGCCCGGUUUCCCCUUCGAUUGACAGAGAACGUCGACAUACCUCGCCUUAAGAGAGCAUGGGAAGAAAUCAGUCGAACUAAAGCUCCUAUCCUCCGUUACCGCAUUGUGGAUACGCCUACAGAAGGCCUGGUGCAGGUUGAGGUAAACGAGUCUCUGGAAUGGGGGACGGGUGAUAAGGUGUCAGCAUACAUCCAGCAAGACCAACGACCCAUGGGCCUCUCCACCCCUCUUACUCGCCUAGCCAUCGUCGGAAAUUCCGCGGAAAACGACCUCUACUGUCUUCUUACCCAGCACCAUGCGAUCUACGACGGUUAUUCGUUGAACAUUCUGACCCAGGAGGUAUCGAGAGUCUACACAGGACUGGUACACCACACACCCGUUGCACCCUUCCAGGCCUUUAUUAAGCACAUCAUGGACAUCGACCAGGAGAAGGCCCGAGAGUAUUGGCAGAAUCAAUUUGCAAACUCCGAAGCAGUUCCCUUUCCACCCCUACCAUAUGAUGACUACCGUCCCAAAGCCGACAGCACUGUCAGGCGUGAGUUUGUAGGCUUCCACUGGUCUAAACGGGAUGCAACGGCUUCAACCAUUAUACGGGCGGCAUGGUCGAUCCUAACUGCUCGCUACACAGAUACUGACGAUGUGGUUUUCGGCACCCUGGUCACUGGGCGGCAGGGCCCUCUGCAGGGCCUUGAUCGAAUGAUUGCCCCUCUCAUCAACGCUGUCCCUGUGCGAGUGAAGUUUGACCCGGAGCAAGACAUGGAAAGCUUUCUCAACGCCAUUCAGCAGCAGUCCAUUGAUAUGAUUGCUUACGAACAGACGGAAUUGCUAGAUAUCCGACGCAUCAAUACGGAUACAGAACGGGGUAGUCGAUUUAAUACCCUUCUUGUGGUACAGCCUGCCCAGCAAUGCGCUGACAAUAAACUAAUCGACGGCGGCCCCUUUGAUCAGAGCAAAAUAGGCUCUGCUAAUGAGGAGUUGGAUGACUACAAUCCAAAUGCAGUCAUGAUUCUGUGUCAGCUGACCGAAGACAAUGGGCUGAGUAUGGAGAUCAGCUUUGAUUCCAAAGUCGUGGACGUGGCACAGAUGGAACGGAUCGCAUCACAGUUUGAACAUGUCCUGCAUCAAGUAGCCAUCUUAAGCACCGACUCUGUCGCGUCAAUUAAUGUUGUCAGUCCACAGGAUAUUACGCAACUGUGGCAGUGGAAUGCGGCGGUUCCUCAGGCGAGACAAAGGUGUGUAUAUGAACUUAUUGGCGACACUGUCAAACGGCAGCCAGAAUCCCCCGCUAUAUGCUCUUGGGACGGUCAGCUGUCAUAUACGGAGCUCGAUAUGCUUUCAACUUCUUUAGCAUCUCAACUUGUCGCUCUUGGGGCUAAAAGAGGGGCGAUUAUUCCACUCUGCUUUGAAAAGUCCAUGUGGCACUCGGUGGCCGCUUUAGGAGUAAUGAAAGCCGGUGCUGCAUGUGUCGCGGUUGACCCAACACAGCCUGGAUCGCGACUCCAAUCAAUGAUACAACAAGUGUAUCCGAAGUUCAUUCUCACAUCAUCCAAGAAUUAUGAUCUUGCUAGUAGUCUCUCUGAUGCAAAGGUGGUGAUUGUCGACCGGCACCACCUCCGUGUCUCUCCCGUUAUUCAUAGCGAAGCUCCAUUGCCACAGGCUCAUCCAUCAGAUACAAUAUACGUUGUUUUCACCAGUGGCUCGACCAGUACACCGAAGGGUGUUGUGACUACUCAUCAAAAUUUUGCAUCUGCAGCAACACAUCAGCAAGAAAGUUUGCAUAUUCGGUCUUCUUCACGGGUAUUUGAUUUUGUCUCAUACAACUUUGACGUUUCAUGGUCCAACCAUCUGCAGACCCUGAUCUGCGGGGGCUGUCUAUGCAUUCCGUCCGAAUCAGAACGAAGGAACGAUAUCCCCGGUGCUUUCAAUCGCAUGAAGUGUGAUUAUGUCUACUUUACGCCGUCUGUUGCUCGCUCUCUGGAUCCAUCAUCAAUGCCAGGACUUAAAUGCCUCGCCAUGGGAGGAGAGCCCAUCCAAAAGUCCGACGUGGUGCGUUGGCCUCAAGCAGAGGCUACAAUUGGCAUUUACGGACCGGCUGAAUGUGCUCAAGCUCUGUCGUUUAUUCGUCUCGAUAAUAAUUGCCAUAAUAACCAUGUUGGACUGCCAUUUGGUGCAAAUAUGUGGCUGGUUGAGCCAGGAUGUCCGGAUCGCCUCGCCGCUAUCGGCGCAAUUGGUGAGCUCCUCAUUGAGGGCCCAACAGUCAGCCAAGGGUAUUUCGCAGACCCAGACAAGACCACAGCAGCAUAUAUCAAAGAUCCCUCUUGGCUCCUGCAAGGCACGUCUGCGCACCCAGGACGAUCGGGGACGUUAUACAAGACUGGUGAUCUUCUGCGCUACAACUCCGAUGGGUCAUUCGACUUUAUCGGUCGGAAAGAUGGAAUGAUCAAGUUGCGAGGUCAACGAAUCGAGUUAGCAGAAGUUGAAUACCACGUGCGCGUUUGUCUAGGAGAUGCAAACCUUUAUGAUGGUGUUGCAGCCGAGAUUAUCAGACCACAGAAUGGCAAUCCUCUAUUAGCUGUCUUCAUUAGCCUCGCGGAUAGCAUCAGAGAAUCCACUCAGCAUCCAUCCGCCUUUACCGAGCUCAUUGAAACCCUGGAGCAGAGGCUUGUCGAUCGUUUACCCCAAUAUAUGAUACCCGGCGCUUAUAUUCCAGUCGACCAAAUCCCAAUGACGACAACAAACAAAACCGAUCGUCGAGCCCUUCGCGAGCUGGGCAAUGCGCAAACUUUGGAGAGGCUAGCUGAACUCCAAUCUCAUGGCCAAAAACAUCGUGAACCAUCCACCGAGUUGGAGAAGAGGCUGCAAGUCCUCUGGUCCUCUGUGCUCGGUGUGGAACCUGCCAGUAUCAGCGCUGACAGCAACUUCCUACGUAUCGGUGGUGAAUCUAUCGCUGCUAUGCGACUCGUUGCAGCUGCACGGCUACAGAGCCUUUCACUCACCGUGGCACAAAUAUUCAGAGCCCCUCGUCUAUCCCAGAUGGCCUUGUUGGUUACGAAGACGACGGAGGAAGAUGAAGCGUCGGAGCCCCAGCCGGCAUUCUCGUUUCUGAAAAAGGAUGAUCACAAGACAUUCCUCCAAGAUCAUGUCGAGCCAUUCUUGUAUGACGAUGCAUAUAUUGUCAAAGAUGUCAUUCCUUGUACCGACUUUCAAAAACGGGCAGUCAUAGACGCGCUGCAGGAUCCCCCUGGGAGACUGCCGAUUUGGAUCUUCGGGCUCCCCCACAAUGUUGACUUUGCCCGACUGGAACGGGCGUGUAAAGCACUUGUCAAUCAUUUCGAUAUACUUCGUGCAGUAUUUAUUGAAGCGGAUGGUCGGUUCUGGCAAGUUCUUCUGGAUGGAUUCAAGCCUAUCUAUGAUACCUUUGAUGUUGAUGAUGAUUUGGAGUCUUUCACUCGUAAACUCUGUGAAGAAGAUCUCAAGAGACCACGCCAGUUAGGACGGUCCUUCAUUCGCUUUAUGGCUAUCCGACACCAAGCUGGAAAGCAUCGUCUGGUCUUCCGAAUUGCACACGCCCAAUUCGAUGGAUAUACCUGGGGCAUGAUGAUCCAAACUUUGGCAGCCCUUUACCAUCAACAGUCACUGCCAACACAGCCUACGUUUCGCCAAUUCAUAGCGUUCAACGAGCGCAAGAAAGCACAAAGUCUCCCAUACUGGUCAUCAAGACUCCGGAACUGCUGCCAUCCCAGCUGGAGUCCAGCCAGUGGUAUUGAUGCGGUAUACCACACUUCUGAUCGAAUGACAGUAACAACAUCCUUCCCAAUGCCCAACAUCCAGCGCCACGAAGGAAUCUCCAGCGCAACCUUCUUCCACGCAGCCUGUGCCAUUGCCCUCUCCCAACAAUUCGGACAGGAAGAUGUGGUCUUUGGUCGUCUAGUAACGGGGCGCUCCAUGCUCCCUGCGAGUCUACAAAACGUCGUCGGUCCUACCAUGACUGAAGUGCCGAUCAUUGCAUCCAUCAGUCUCAACGACACAAUCGUAACUGUCGCACAGCGGUUGCAAGCCCAGUUCAUCGAUCACUCCGCCCAUGAAUCUCCAGGAAUGGAGGAAAUUAUUCGAAACUGCACCGACUGGCCGGAGCAGGUGGUCGACUUUGGUUGGCGAACGGCAUUCCAGCAGGAAGAUGAAAUGGAAUUCAAGUUUUUAGACUCCGAAAGCACGAUUACUGUUCACGAACAUGAUCUGCUUCCUCGAGGGCGCCCAGAGAUUUAUGCCACACCACGGAACGGAUGGUUACAUUUAGAAUUUGAAGGAAACCGACGGCUUCUCAGCGAGGAUACUGUACGAGAGGUGUUUGCUCGGAUCCAAAGAAUUUUGGGUGACGUGUAG
Aspergillus pseudonomiae is the source of this 16023-nucleotide messenger RNA. RefSeq lists its product as uncharacterized. Bases 1 to 16023 code for a protein of 5340 amino acids. The record is from RefSeq and is a predicted model, not a curated record. NCBI's taxonomy places the organism in Eukaryota, Fungi, Ascomycota, Eurotiomycetes, Eurotiales, Aspergillaceae. Gene Ontology annotation, molecular function: catalytic activity; phosphopantetheine binding. Gene Ontology annotation, cellular component: cytoplasm. The transcript has 6 exons. Gene Ontology annotation, biological process: amino acid activation for nonribosomal peptide biosynthetic process; secondary metabolite biosynthetic process.